GACUGUCUUCACGAUGGUGACGACUCUACUAACAGUUUUGAUUUGUUUUAUCACUAAAACAAGUUCAGUCGAAAACGUUUAUUCGGACAAUGGUUGGAGACCCAUAUCAAACGAAAACGUCGAUGAAUUAGGAAGAAAUUUCAUUAAAACGCCUGCAAACGUACAUUUUCCAGCCGAGAGAAAUUUUCCCGAAUCGCCGGACAAUUUGUUAGAAAAAAGAAAUGAUUUUGCAAGAACAACGCUAAACACGGAAACUAUCGACGGUUAUUCAACGGAUGCUCCCAGAGGAAUUGAAAAUGAUAAAAGUGCGGAAGAUGCUAAAGGUAUUAAAAAAUCUGGUUCUACAAUUGACGAAAACUUUAGAAGGGCAAAGAAAUUCGUAGAAAGAAAAAUAUCUGCACUAAAUAAUGCUCUUAUAGACGAAACAGUGCAAGAUCAAAAACAGACUGAAGAAUUGUUUUAUGAGAAAGAAAAUAAUAAGAAAACAACAAGACCCAAUAACAUCUACGAAGUGAAGGAAGUCACCGAUUCUGAUUUAUUAACUUCCGAUCAAAACCUUCAACAUCACAGAAGAUAUUUUUAUGAACCUUUUAAACUAAAAACUUCUACUAGCAAUAAUUUCACCAGUAACCUUUUUAGUAUCCUUGCAAAUUAUAAUAUCAGGACCAGUGAUAAACUGCCAAACUAUGCCCUCUCGCUGAGACCAAACAGUCGCAAUUCGGAUAAUCACGAUUUCGUAUACGUGCACGUCCCUAUAAAAAUACCCUUGAGAUAUAAUAACGCUAAUCAUUUACCUCUGGACCCCCUGCUCGCUGUUUUUCUGUCGAACUAUGGUCAUUACAUACCGGGACUGUACGGGUAUCCGAGAGGUUUCAGUAACCUGUACGGUAAUCUCGCCUCCAACAACAUACACAAUAAUAAGCCGUUUGGAUCUUACAAACUGUUUUCCGAUACGGAUAAUUCCAAUUUAUAAAUGUUUCUGGGAGCGUUUUAUUAAAAUGUUUGCUUUUCUCAUCACACUACCAAGUCUGGAAUAUUAUUUAGAAAAACAUUUGCUCGUAUUUUUAACCAGUUAUGGAGAUAUUUUUGGUUAUAAAUUCGGCUCUCAUGUCUCUUUACCAAAAGUUGUUUUUGUAUUUCAGUUUUGUGUAAAAAUAAAAGUUUAAAACCUUU
Danaus plexippus (monarch butterfly) is the source of this 1173-nucleotide messenger RNA. RefSeq lists its product as uncharacterized. The transcript has 4 exons. The record is from RefSeq and is a predicted model, not a curated record. Lineage: Eukaryota; Metazoa; Arthropoda; Insecta; Lepidoptera; Nymphalidae. Bases 14 to 973 code for a protein of 319 amino acids.